GGUGACAUGUGCACGCAGCAGGCUUUCCAGGCGCAGAGGGGCCAGCUGGUGGGGCAGCUGAUCUCGGGCUCCUUGGAGGGCUUCGAGAGCGUCCUGGACUGGCUGCUGGCGUGGGACGUCCUCUCUUGGGAGGACUACGAGGGCCUGAGCCUCCUGGGCCAGCCCCUCUCCCACUUGGCCAGGCGCCUCCUGGACACAGUCGGGAAGAAAGGGGCGUGGGGCUGUGAGCGACUCAUCGAGGCACUGCGCGAGGCCCAGGCCCAGGACCAGGCCCCCGAGCUACCGGCCGGCUGGAACCCCCACACGCCCCAUGACCUGCAGAGCCACCGGCCCGCGGUCAUCAGGAGACUCUACAGCCACGUGGAGGGCGUGCUGACCCAGGCGCAGGAGCGAGGCUUUGUCAGCCAGUAUGAGUGUGACGGGAUCAGGCUGCCCAUCUUCACCUCGGCCCAGCGGGCAAGAAGGCUCCUUGACCUCGCCACAGUAAAGUCGAAUGGACUGGCCACCUUUCUUUUACACCGUAUUCAGGAGUUGCCAGUUCUGUCCUCUCUGUCUUUUGAAGACGCUGCGUGUAAGAAGUACAUGUCCAAACUCAGGACCACCAUCUCCGCCCAGUCCCGCUUCCUGAGCACCUACGACGGGACAGAGAACCUCUGCCUGGAGGAAGUGUACACAGAGAACGCUCUGGAGAUCCGCACGGAGCCAGGCCAGGCUGGACCCCGGCAGGGCAGUCCGUCCCUCCUGGGCCUGGAGGACCUGUUCAGUGCCCGUGGCCACCUCAACCCGGACGCGGACACCGUGCUGGUGGUGGGCGAGGCGGGCAGCGGCAAGAGCACGCUCCUGCAGCAGCUGCUCCUGCUGUGGGCCGCGGGCCGCGAUUUCCAGGAGUUCCUCUUCGUCUUCCCGUUCAGCUGCCGGCAGCUGCAGCGCGUGGCCAAGCCGCUGUCCGUGCAGACGCUGCUCUUCGAGCACUGUUGCUGGCCCGACGUGGGCCGGCCGGACGUCUUCCAGUUUCUCCUGGACCAUCCCGACCGCCUCCUCCUCACCUUCGACGGCUUUGAUGAGUUCCGAUUCCGGUUCUCGGACUGCGAGCGACACUGCUCUCCAACCGACCCCACGUCUGUCCAGAACCUGCUCUUCAACCUCCUGCAGGGCAACCUCCUGAAGAACGCCCGCAAGGUGCUGACCAGCCGCCCAGACGCAGUGUCGGCCUUGCUCCGGAAGUACGUGCGGGCGGAGCUCAACCUGAAGGGCUUCUCGGAGGAGGCCAUCGCCCUGUAUCUGAGGAAGCGUCACCACGAGCCCGGCGUGGCCGACCGCCUCAUCGGCCUUCUCCAAGCCACCCCGACCCUUCACGGCUUGUGCCACCUCCCCGUCUUCUCGUGGAUGGUGUCCAAAUGCCACCAGGAGCUGUUGCUACAAGGCGGGGGCGCCCUGAAGACCACCACGGAUAUGUACCUGCUGAUCUUGCAGCAUUUCCUGCUCCACGCCUCCCCCGUGGCCACAGCCGCCCCCCGCCCGGCACCCUGCCCGCUGCGAGACUGGCUCCCCACCCUCCUGCACCUUGGCCGCCUGGCCCUCUGGGGCCUGGGCACCUGCUGCUACGUGUUCACCGACAAGCAGCUUCGGGAGGCCAGCGUGGAGGCGGCGGACAUGACUCUGGGCUUCCUGGUGCAUGCCCAAAGGGCGGGGCCCAGCGGCGGGGCGUCCCUGGAAUUUCUGCACAUCACCUUCCAGUGCUUUUUUGCCGCCUUCUACCUCGUGCUCGGCGCGGACGUGCCACCGUCUUCGCUCAGGCACCUCUUCAGAUGUGGCAGGCCCGGGGGCUGGCUCCGGGGCCGGCUGCUGCCCGCGCUGUGCGUGCCGGGCUCGGGGACCAGAGAGGGCAGCGUGGCAGCUCUGUUGCAGGAGGCGGAGACUCACAACCUGCAGAUGACGGCCGCCUUCCUGGCCGGGCUGCUGUCUCGGGAGCACCGGGACCUGCUGGCCGCCGCCGAGGGCCGGGUCUCGGGGAAGGCGCUGCUGCAGCGCCAGGCCUGCGCCCGCCGCUGUCUGGCCCGCAGCCUCCACCGGCACUUCCGCGGCAUCCCCGCGGCGGUGCCCGGGGAGGCCAAGAGCAUGCACGCCAUGCCCAACUUCGUCUGGCUCAUCCGGAGCCUGCAUGAGAUGCAGGAGGAGCGGCUGGCGCGGGAGGCCGUGCGGGGGCUGGACGUCGGGCACCUCAAGCUGACCUUCUGCGGCAUGGGCCCCGCCGAGUGCGCGGCCCUGGCCUUCGUGCUGCGGCACCUCCGGCAGCCCGUGGCCUUGCAGCUGGACCACAACUCGGUGGGCGACAUCGGCGUGGAGCAGCUGCUGCCUUGUCUCGGAGUCUGCAAGGCGCUUUACCUGCGAAACAACAACAUCUCAGACCGAGGCAUCUGCCUGCUGGUGGAGCAUGCCCUUCGCUGCGAGCCUCUGCAGAAGUUAGCUCUUUUCAACAACAGGCUGACGGACGGCUCUGCCCGCGCGCUGGCACGGCUCCUUGCUUGCAAGCGGAACUUUCUGUCCUUAAGGCUGGGCAAUAACCACUUCACUGCCGCGGGCGCCCAGGUGCUGGCCGAGGGCCUCCGAGGCAACACCUCCCUGCAGUUCCUGGGGUUCUGGGGGAACAAGGUGGGCGACCACGGGGCGCAGGCCUUGGCUGAAGCCUUAGGUAAACACGAGAACCUGAAGUGGCUCAGCCUGGUGGGGAACAACAUUGGCCGUGUGGGCGCGCGGGCCUUAGCACUGAUGUUGGAGCAGACCAUGUCCCUGGAAGAACUCUGCCUGGAGGAGAACCAGCUCGAGGACGAAGGCGUAUGUUCUCUCGCUGAAGGGAUGAAGAGAAACUCCAGUCUGAAAAUCCUGAAGCUGUCCAACAACGGAGUCACCCACCUUGGGGCCACAGCCCUCCUGCAGGCGCUUGAAGAGAACGCCACCCUCCAGGAAGUCUGGCUCCGAGGCAACGCUUUCUCCCCGGAGGAGCUGGAGAGGCUCAGCCGCCAGGACACCAGGCUCUUGCUUUGACCACUCCGGACCGGCCGCUCACGAGAGCCGUGAAGCAAGCAGGAGCCCAGAGGCUGGACUGCCCGUGGCAGAGCGGAGUGGCAGCAUGGGCAGGGCCUCCGCGCUGACCAGGGGGCACCCUCAAUCCAGCUUGCCCCUGGCAGCAUAAGGGGCACUAGUCCCCCUCAUGGCCCACGCCCGGUCCUGCCGUCCAGUGUGCUCCGAGGCUCAUCCAGAGAGAGGCCGCCAGCGGAUGGGACAGGGCGGGCGGCCGGCCGGCCGGGGCUGGUGCUGCAGAGACCACGCGUGCUCCCCCAGCUCCUCGCACGCACGGAGAGCUGCCUGCAGCCACGCCUCAGCCCACGGCCCCCAGCCAUGCUGUUCCUCCAUCUGCUUCCCCUGCAGCCCGGGCAACCGCGCUGGCCCUGCCUCCGUGGAGGCUGAGGAUUGAGAAGGCUGCUCCCUUCUCAGCGCUGAAGCCUCCUUUCUGGCCUCCCACCCCAGGAGGUGGGGGGGAGGCACCCCACCUGUUCUUCUUUCUGGUACUAAAGACAGUGGGGGAUCACGGACAUGGUUCCCGAACCCAUCCCUCAUUUGCAAGCAAAACCAGGACCACACUACAGCAGAUAUUCUCUCAGGAGGUCCCUUUGCAGUGAAGUCAAAUCUGCUCCAGUUAACCCUUCGGGAACUACUGACCAUCCAAAUGCAGCUUUAAAAAAAAAAAACAAAAAAACCUGCAGCUGGGUUGGGAUAUUAUUUAUUUUUUUAAAGUUUUAAUUAUUAUUAUUUAAAAAAUUUUGUUGACCUGGAAUUUUGGAUGGACUCCAUGAGGUCAGGGUCUUCCCAAACGUGUUCCUCAGACACAUUGCACAGUCCAGAAGGCGAUAGGUUGUAAAGUUAUGGACCCGAGAGGUUUGCAGGGACAGCAUCAAAUGCCUUUCCCUGCGAAGCCCAUAUUUUUCCUCCAUUUUUCUAAAUGAUGCUGGUUGUAGCUUGUGCAAGCUGUCAGAUGCCGCACACAUGUACUUGGAAUAUUGUUUGUGAAAAUUGGUAAAUAUUUUUGUAAGCCA
Sorex araneus (European shrew) is the source of this 4094-nucleotide messenger RNA. RefSeq names its product nucleotide binding oligomerization domain containing 2 (gene NOD2). Gene Ontology annotation, biological process: regulation of apoptotic process. NCBI's taxonomy places the organism in Eukaryota, Metazoa, Chordata, Mammalia, Eulipotyphla, Soricidae. Gene Ontology annotation, molecular function: protein binding. The transcript has 11 exons. The record is from RefSeq and is a predicted model, not a curated record. The coding region runs from base 7 to 3045 and encodes 1012 amino acids.